Cordyceps militaris CM01 is the source of this 1047-nucleotide messenger RNA. RefSeq names its product Protein kinase-like domain. The coding region runs from base 1 to 1047 and encodes 348 amino acids. NCBI's taxonomy places the organism in Eukaryota, Fungi, Ascomycota, Sordariomycetes, Hypocreales, Cordycipitaceae. The record is from RefSeq and is a predicted model, not a curated record. Gene Ontology annotation, biological process: protein phosphorylation. The transcript has 2 exons. Gene Ontology annotation, molecular function: protein kinase activity; ATP binding.
AUGACCUCAGCCUCUAAACAACGUAUCUGUGACACACAGCUUGUCGAUUCCAACAAGCGCAAGUUUCUUGCACACGGUACUUCUGGAAUCGUCUACGCUAUUGAUGAAAACCGCGUCUUGAAGGAGUACUAUGAUGCCGAACAAGGCACCGAGGAGCAUAGGGCUUUGGACCGGCUCGGCUCACACCCCAACAUCAUUCAAUGCUUCGGCGGCGCAAAAGAAAAUUCCAUCAUUCUCGAACGCGGUAUUCCCUUGCUCUCACUGAGCGACGCAGCCGACAUUUGGAUACAAAACCGCGAAGCCUGGAUCAAAGACGUUGCAGAAGGGCUGCUUUACAUCCAUCAAAACAACAUAAUCCAUGGUGAUAUUGGCUGCGAAAACAUGGUCAUUGUUGAUAAGAGGGUAAAGAUAAUUGACUUUGAGGGUUGUGGAAUGGACGGAAAGGAAUCAACUGCGGCAUAUAAAUGGUAUAAUCGGCGGGGAUUGUCUGUUGACGUACAGAGUGGUAUUUUUGCGUACGGCUGUGCCGUCUACCAGCUCCUCACAGGCAAACCAACCUUCUCUGAAUUGGUCGACCGUGUCGACCGUGACAAAGUUGCGCGGCGUCUUUGGACCGAGGGCAGAUUUCCGGACGUUCAGGGUUUGCGCCUGGAUAGUGUUAUGCUUGGUUGCUGGUCUGGGGAGUUCAACUCAAUGGAAGAAGUGAUUGCCGCGUUGUUACGGCCCAAGGGGGGCUUGCAGGAAGUAGGGCACUACAGUGGUCGUGCAGCAAUCUGGUACAUCUCAGAGCCCAACCCACCACAGUCCAUUCCCCGGCACCCCACCCAAUGUGGCGCCGCAUCGAACAACGUCACCACUGCGCUGCCAACGUCAGUCAACCUUGGUGCGUUGUUGAAACUCAACUGCCUGCUGCGGCCCAACCUGCAAACACAUGACCCUGCUCGAUCUGGCAUCGCAUCUCGCCACGACUUUCAACUAACUAGCUCUUUUCCCCUCCCAUCAACGAACUUUGCUUGGACCCUUCUGUCGGGCUGUCAUGGCAUGUAG